Molecule: messenger RNA, 1924 nt
Organism: Xenopus tropicalis (tropical clawed frog)
Lineage: Eukaryota; Metazoa; Chordata; Amphibia; Anura; Pipidae
Gene: ripk3
Product: receptor interacting serine/threonine kinase 3
Exons: 13
Coding region: 160-1704 (514 amino acids)
Biological process (GO): MAPK cascade
Molecular function (GO): kinase activity; ATP binding; protein serine/threonine kinase activity
Source: RefSeq, a predicted model, not a curated record
CAGGACUUAGAAAGUGAAAGAAGAAGAACUGUUUCCAUUCAAAGGGACAUACAAUAUCACAGUGGCCUACAUGCGAAUGAAAGCACUGCUGGUGGGACAGGUGGGAUAUAACAUAUAACCCUGGAGGUAAGAUGUAGCACCCAGAGAUUGACUUGAGGGAUGGAGCUUUUGAAGCAUAUAUCUGAAGGAUCACUAAAAGAUUGGUUAAAGAUUGGACAAGGAGGUUUCGGGAUGAUUUACCGAGCACGGCACACUGAAUGGAAUUUUGAUGUAGCUGUGAAGAAGCUGAGAGGGGAUGUAUCUCGGGGGCUGGAGGAACUUCUGUCUGAGGCCAAAAAGAUGGCUGUUGCCUCUCCAAGUCCUUAUGUGAUCACCUUGUAUGGGAUUGUGAAGGAAACAGAUAUGUGUCGCGGUAUUGUGAUGGAGUACAUGGAGAAUGGAUGUCUAGAUAAACUAAUUUCCUGUUACAAACCCAUUCCAUGGGCUCUGAAAUUCCGUAUCAUUCAUCAGGUGGCACUUGGCAUGAAUUGGCUGCACUCCCUCUGUCCACCACUUUUGCACCUGGACCUCAAACCAAAGAAUGUCCUUUUAAAUCCUGAAAUGAAUGUAAAGAUUACAGACUUUGGGUUAUCUAGGUUUAUUCGAACCACCUCUACUCGUGGGUCGGAAUUAGAAGAAGAUGGAGGAACACCAGAGUAUAUGCCACCAGAGGCAUUUCAGGCAAAUUACAGACCAAGCACAUCAACCGAUAUCUACAGCUUUGCCAUCUUAACUACUGUAGUACUAACGGAAGAGGAGCCAUAUCGAAUUACAAAUUCUACAUUGAUAAGACAACGUGUCUGCGAAGGGGACAGGCCCUGUCUUAGGUCCCUGGAGGAAGAAUAUUCUGUUGCAUGUCUUAAGGAGGCAAUUAGGCUUACCCAUUGCUGCUGGCAGCCCAACCCAUCCAAGAGACCUUCAUUUACAGAAUGCUGUAACAGCUGGGAGAUAUUUUGCUUAGCACAUAAAAACAAGAUCUUGGAUUCAGUAAGACAAGUACAAGAUAACAUGAAUAAAUCAACCACAGAUUCUCCAUCCAUUCGGAACACAACAAUGACUGCUAGCACUGAUAUGUCAGAAGCAAUUAGAAAAUUCCAGACACUUCACUUCACUGAAGCGAUGCCACCUGCACAAAUGGCAGAGCCUGAAAACUACAGGCCAGUGAUGACAAGAGAAGAUAAAACUGAAUACCAAACCCAGCCUCAGGGAUAUUCACACCAGCACUCCUCCAGGUUUCCUCUAUGGGGAAUGGCACCAGAACAAAAAUUUCAUCGUGCUUUUGUCAGACCAGUCUACUAUCCUCAUUAUCCAAUUUACCCAAGAGGCUCCUAUGGACCAUCGUAUUUCAACCCUCCAUACCCUAACCAUGGCUCUAAUAUUAUUAUUCAAAAUACCAAUGGAGUGCAAAUUGGAGACAACAACAUUAUGGUUUCAGAGAACUCUGGAGCAAGUAGGGGAGCAUCAUUCAGAUGCACAUCAUGCACAAAUGAAAGUCCACAGCAAGAAAGGCCUGGCCAUGUUUCUUACCAGCAGACAAACAUAAGGCGGGAUUUUUCCAAGCCCUUUCCCCCACAUACUACCAUAACAAAGCCCGUACAAGCUCAGGACCAACUUGACAUCCAGAAAAAAAGUCAAGAAAAUCCAAAUACCAAAUCAGGUCACUGAAACAGAGAUUCCACAUUGUCUUUGAUCAUGUUUUUUCCAGCAAGCACUACAGACUUCAGACUUAUUGUGUAUAUCCCAAAGUCUUGCGCAAUCUGUUCUGCGCAAAGCCAGUCCUAUAUUAUAAAGCAUUUUUAUUCAUUUUAGCAUUUGCAUUUUACUGUGAUUCAGGUUAAUGGCAAAACAAUUUCAGGAUGACAAAUGCAAGAAUAAACCUUCCCCA